AUGACAGAAGACCUAUUUAUUGAUACAACAAUUAAUUCAACAAAUACAUUUCUUGUUAAUCCAGAAGCUCAUACAUCACUGCAACUGCUUCAUCGACGUUCAUCAGAUGAAGACGAAGACGAUGAAGAAGCAGAUGACGUAGUGGAAGAAGACGAAAUAGUAGAAGAAGAAAAAGAUGAAGAAGAUGAAGAAGAGGAAUUAGAUGAAGAAGUGGAAGAAACCGAAGAAGAAAAUGGUCAUGAUACUCUAAUUGCAGAGUUCAGUAACGGUCAUGUCAAACGCUCAACACCUCCAUCAAAAUUUUCAUUUUCAUCAUCAUGUCCUUUUACUGUUGGCUGGGGUCGUGGUUCACGAUCAAUAUCUAUUAGUCCUCCAAGUCCAGCAUCUACUUCUCUCGCUUGUGACUAUGCAACUGUUAUUGAUAAAUAUAAAUCUGAAACUUUAUCACCUAAACAAAUGAAUGGCAAUGAUCAAUAUCUAACAAUUGCAUCACCACCAGCAACAAGUAGACGAGCAAUAAAUGGAUAUGAUUAUAACGAAUCGAUUCCAAAGAAACCUUUCAAUGAAACGAUUGAUUUUUCGUUUAAUGCAAGUACAACAAAAAUUGUUUUUGACAAUGAAUCUGAUUAUAGGAAAGCUAUUCGCAUUCUUGAUUCACAUGGAAUUCAAAAUGAACCAACACGUAAUUAUGCGGAUAUAUGGCCAUUUUGUUUAAAUUCUCGGACAACACGUUUUUAUCGUCUUUCUGAACUUGAAUCUCAAAGAUUAAAUAAUAAUUCAAAAGAAUUAGUAAUACCUCAAACACAUAUAUCUCCUAUUGAUUUAUUAACUAAAGAUAGUAAAUUUUGGUUUGCAUUCGAACGACGGCCAACUUUUAAUGAAACAAAAUUUAAUAUUGAUAUUGAAUCUAUAAAAAAUCAACCCGAAUCUAUUACAAAUAAUACAAUCUUAGGUCGAAUUAAAUUUUUUCAUGGUAUUCAUGUUAAAUUAUCAUAUGGAGCAUUAACAUCAAUGAAUGAAUAUUAUUAUCAUCCAGAAUAUUGUUUUGAAAAAAGAACUGAAUGGACGAUGCAAUUUCGAUUGAGAAGACUCGAACUUGAACGAUUUGAAGCGAAAAAAGUGGUCGACGACAAAAAUACUACAAGAAUAUUUAAGAAAUCCAUUCUUCCAGCAGAAUUAAUUGAUCGAGCAGCUAUAUUUACAGUUCAUCGAUUAGGUUUUAGUGUAUAUAUUUGUAUCAAAGGAAAUGUUCAUGAAUAUACAAGAGUUCUAUCUAGCGGUGAUAAUCGUCAUCAAAUAGAUCGUAUAUCAUCAAAUAAUAGAGAUUGUCCAAUAUUUUCUGCAAUAUGUUUACAUACAUUAGUUAAAACGAAUCGUUCUAAUCUAAGUUUCAAUGAUCAUGAUAAAUAUUCUGCACUUGAACAAGUAAAACUUUUAUUUAAACAUUUAUUAGAUUUUUUUUAUUCAAAUCAAAUCGUUGUUUGUUUUGCAUCAAUUAAACCUUGUCGAGGUUGUUUAACAAAUAUUCCAGCAUUAUUAAAAAUAUUUAAAACUCCAAUACAAAUAUAUGCAUUUACAAUGUUAAAAAAUGUUGGUUAUUCAAUUGAACAAAAAAUAUCUGAACGAAAGCAAAUUCGUGAAUUAUUACUUGAAUUAUCAAAUAAUGAUGACGAUAAAUUUUAUCGUUUAUGCCUUUAUUUAUUUCGACGAUCAACUGAGUAUCAUUUUUUAAAACUUGAAAAUGAAUUAAACGAAGCUAAUAGAGAAUAUGAAAAUCAAUUGGAACAAUGUAAUUCAUUGAAUGAAAAAAUGGCAACGAUUUUAUCACCGCCAAGAGAAAAUUUUGCUUAUGUUCCAUCAAUACGUGUAACACCAACAACUAUUCAAGUUCAACCUUUAAAACUUGUUAAACUUCAUCGUGUUUUACGAGAAAAAAAUUUUAAUGAUCCAAUGAGUUUUGCACUUGUUGAAAUACGUGAUGAAGCUAAUAAACCUUUAUAUGCACGUGAUUUUCGUUCAUUAAGAUUAAAAUUUAAACAAAUACUUACAGAAGGUAUUCAAAUAAAUAAAAUUCAUUAUCGAUAUUUACAUCAUUCAAUGUCACAAGUUAAAGAAAAACAAUUUUGGUUUCUUGAUAAUCAUUAUUCAUUAGAAAAUGUUUUGUCAUGGAUGGGAAAUUUCGAUAAUGAACGUGUUGUUGCAAAACAUGCUGCUCGAAUUGCUCAAUGUUUCACAUCAACUGAACCAUCUAUUAGAAUUCCUGCUGAACAUGUCAAAUAUAUUUCAGACGUUGAAACAACAGAUAAACAAUAUUGUUUUACUGAUGGUGUUGGUACCUUAUCACAGAAAUAUUGCAAACAGGUGCAAAAAGCAUUAGGAAGACGUUUUAUGCCAAGUGUAUUACAGAUUCGAUAUGGUGGUUGCAAAGGAACUGUUUCAGUUGAUCCACGGCUUGAUGAUCAACCUCAACAACUUGUUAUUCGUGAAUCUAUGCUUAAAUUUACAAGUGAUCAUGAUCAAUUAGAAAUUUGUAAAGUUUCUUCACCACGUGCACUUUAUCUUAAUCGUCAAGAUAUUCUUCUUCUAUCUAGUCGUGGUAUACCUGAAUCACAUUUUCUUGUUUUACAAAAUGAAAAUCAUCUAUGGCUUGUACAAGCUUUACUAUGCUCAUCAAUUGCAUUUGAAUUAUUAAAUGAUCGUGUUGGUUCAGCAUGUUUUAAUUUUCGUGAUAUAGCUAAAGGAAUAAAUCUUGUUGAAGAACCAUUUUUUUUACAACUUAUUAUAACAUGUGGUCAUGAUUGCGUAUCAAAAUUUCAACAACGUGCUAAAAUAAAAACAGCCAAAAAUAAAGCAAGAAAUAUGUUUGGUAUAGUUGAUGAAUAUGGUGUACUGGAAUAUGGACAAGUAUUUAUACAAUAUAAUCAUAUAAAUGAUGAAAAAUUAGAUAUGAUUGAUAAACCACCUAGUGUACCACCGACAAUAUUAGACAAUAUUAAAGUUGUCAUAACUAAAAAUCCUUGUCAUCAUCCAGGAGAUUUAAGAACAUUUACAGCUGUUGAUAGAGUCGAAUUAAGACAUCUUGUUGAUGUUGUUGUUUUUCCACAAAAAGGUCGUCGACCACAUCCAAAUGAAAUAUCAGGAAGUGAUCUUGAUGGUGAUGAAUAUGCUGUCAUAUGGGAUCCAGAUUUAGUACCAUUAACAACUAAUGAUGAACCAUAUGAUUAUGAUUCACAAGAAAAACCAAUUAAACUUGAUCGUCCUGUUGAACGAAAUGAUAUUAAUGAAAUUGUUCUUGAUAUAGCUGCACAAAAUUUAACUGGUGACAUGUCAAAUUUACAUUUAGCAUUAGCUGAUUUAUUCAGUACACGUCAUCCAGAAGUUGUACGUUUAGCAGGUCUUAUUUCACAAGAACUUGAUGCACCUAAAACUGGUAAACAUCCAAUAACAAAUGAAGAAUUAAAUCGUUAUCGAAUUGAGUUACUUAAAGAACGUUAUCCAGAUUUUAUGAUGAAAGAACGUUAUAAAUCAUAUCUAUCUGAAAAAAUUAUUGGACAAUUAUAUCGAUCAGCACGCCGUGCAAUUAUUCGAUGGCAUAAAGCUGCUCGAACUCAUUGUAGUUUACGUCAUUUAAAAGCAGCACAAAUUGAAGAUGAACUAGUUGAUGAUGAUACUCUUGAGACACCACAAACUAAUCUUUCAAAUAGUUCUCGUAAGCCAUGGCCAUGGCAAUCAUAUGAUAAUACAGGAAAUCAUCAAGAACCAUCAUUAACUCUUGAUCCUGAUUUAAAUCAUCCAUUUUCUAAAUCUCAAACACCCUGGGCAAAAAAAUUAUUUUCAAUGUAUCGUGAAAAUUUACGUAAUAUUAUUAGUGUUUUUAAUUAUCAAGAUGAAAUUGAUUUAUUUUGUCGUUGUGAAGCACUUGAUCAACUAGCAUCAGGAAAACAAGAUCUUAAUAUAUCAGCUGGUCUUGAAUUACAACGAUUAAUUGGUACAACACGUCGUCAUUUUUAUCAUAUUUUUGAUCAAUUAUCUAUAGAUUCAAAUUUAAAACCACCACAUGAUAAUUCAUGCACACGUAAUUCAUCAUGUACUGAAUGUGAAGAAAUUAAAUUAGCACGAGCAGCUGCUUGUUAUUAUGUUUGUUAUUCUCAAGCUGCUAAACAAUCAACAAAAGCUCGUUCUCGUAUUCUUAGUUUUCCAUGGUUAUUUGGAACAUUAUUAAGUGAGUUAAAAAAGCGACAUCAAAUUUCCAAUAGUAAUAAUUAUAUAUCAAAACAUAUUGUUAUUGGACGUGCAAUACGUAAUGUAGCAAAAAAAUUAAUUGAAAAUAAAGAAUUAAAAUUAAAAAUUUUUUGGCCUGCUUAUUCAGAUAAAGGUCAUCUUUUUUUACGUUCAAUAAAGUCAACUAUUACAAAUAAUUUAAAGUUAUUUAAACGAGACAUUGAAAAUGAUCAACAAACAAAUUCAAUGUGUUUAUCAAAGAUUUUAUUUAUUGAAAUAAUGAAUAAUUGGAUAAGAAAACAAAAUGUUUUUGGUGAACAUUCAACUCCUGCAGAUAAGAAACCACUUAUUCGUGAAAUUUGUUGGCAUCAAUUAUUGAUAACUUUUAUUUUAUUAGAAAAUGAAGAGAUUUCCAAUGAAAAUCCUUUAAAUUUGUCAUGUAAUUUUGAACAAUAUAAAGUUGUCUUUCAAUCAUUGAAUAAUCCAUUAAUGAUUGAACGCUAUAUCGAACAUAUCAAAUAUCAAAUAUCAAUAUCAUCCAUAGAUUUUGAUAAUUCUAUGUAUGAUUAUUGUAUAUAUCUAAUACGUCUUUGUUUUCGAUUAGCCCGUAAGCAAAAAUCAAAUGAAUAUGCCUAUUUAAGUGAUUAUUUAAUUCUUGCUUUACAAUCGAUUGGCAUUGAAAAAGAACUCAAUGACAUUUCGAUUGAUAUUGAUACCUAG
This is a messenger RNA of Rotaria sp. Silwood1, 4941 nucleotides long. Lineage: Eukaryota; Metazoa; Rotifera; Eurotatoria; Philodinida; Philodinidae. The record is from the annotation of a GenBank genome assembly.